Messenger RNA from Monomorium pharaonis (pharaoh ant), 2113 nucleotides. Its product is annotated as PI-PLC X domain-containing protein 2. Gene Ontology annotation, molecular function: phosphoric diester hydrolase activity. The record is from RefSeq and is a predicted model, not a curated record. The transcript is spliced from 3 exons. The coding region runs from base 292 to 1278 and encodes 328 amino acids. Gene Ontology annotation, biological process: lipid metabolic process. NCBI's taxonomy places the organism in Eukaryota, Metazoa, Arthropoda, Insecta, Hymenoptera, Formicidae.
UUGCAAAGUUGGAAAAACAAUAAAAAACACAAAGAUUUGCAAGAGCGAAAAAAAAUUCAUGACUAUCAAAAAUGCGAUUGCAUCUGCUGCAUACUGUGGUAACUGUACUCCGAAAGCAAGGUUACGCUAGGCGUAUCUUAGCUGUAUAGUGCGGUCGGGUGCUUGAAAUCACCGUGGGAAAGUAUAUGAAUACCUAUAAAGCACCAACAUUGUACGAGACGGCAGUGCGUCAUUUGUACUGUUACACGAGAUGAUUUGAGACGCAGACGAACUGUCGGAGAUUUGGACACCAUGGAAAGCGAAGAAAAGAGAGAGAAUAUCGCGAGAUGGUCGGGUGCAGUUUUGAACGGCGAUCUAGAGUUUUGGAUGACUCGGAUUCCGGCGCCACUCAAGAAUAUACCCAUAAUACAUUUGGCGAUACCCGGUUCUCACGAUACCAUGACUUAUACCAUUGAGAGGCGUAACGACGUGGGGCCGGACGAACCUGCCUUCAUUCGAACGCUCGGCCGUUACUGCUCAAUCGUUGCCAAGCCCAUUAUUUUAAAUUGGUCUAUUACACAACGGGAUGAUAUCAAGCAACAGCUUAACGGCGGAAUCCGAUAUUUAGAUCUGCGCGUUGCUACGAAGCCGGGAACCAAUGAUAUAUAUUUUCUUCAUGGUCUUUAUGGCGCGGAGAUCAGCAAGCCGCUGUUGGAUGUAGCCGACUGGCUCACUUCCCAUGCGAAUGAGAUCGUUAUCCUGGACUUCCAGCAUUUCUACAGCUUCACGGAACAGGAUCAUCGCCGUCUUAUAGACAGAAUAAACCAGAUUUUUCGCGGAAAAAUGUGCCCAGUCUCAUCCAGAUUCGAUCACAUAACGCUGCAAUGGCUGGUCCAAAAGAGAUAUCAGGUGUUUGUGAUUUACAGAAACGUUUAUGCGCGCAAUUACUCGAAUCUGUGGCCGUCCGGUCUUUGGCGUACCGUGUGGCCCAAUACCGUCCGCGUGAACGAGUUAAUUGAUUUCUUAAACAUCGAAUUGCAGAGCAGAUCGUUGGACAUCGCGUUUGUAUCGCAAUGUCUUUUGACGCCGGAUACGUCCUACGUCGUAAAACAUAUGUGCGGUACCCUGCAAAGAGAUCUGGUACCUCGCUGUCAAAAAGCGAUUCUCUCUUGGAUAAGUCAGAAACGUCCUGGCCGUGGCGGGUUGAAUAUAGUCAUAGCGGAUUUUGUGUCAGAUAACAACUUUCUGUUUUCCAAAACAGUCAUCCAAAGUAAUACGAAACUUCUGCAUAGUCCGUAAUUUAAUCUUAUCUCUUAAUGAAGAAAUAAAGUAUUUAAAUUAAAAACUGCUUAUUAAAUAUUUCUACAAUAUAGUCAGUUAGUUAUGAUUAAUUAUUGUUUGAACUAAAUCUUUCAAUAUAUAGUAAAAAUAUUUAACUUUAUAUACUUGACAUGCAAAGUCUUUCUUACGUAAGAAAGUUUAAUAAAAAAAUUAAGAUUAUUAAUAUUUAAACUUGGACGUAUAUUUUUAACCAAUUGGUUUAUGGCAAUUAUAUUUAUCCUAAGUAUUAUUGUUAUACCACAAUUAUAGAUAUUUAUGCUAAGCAUAUUGUGGCUCAUUGUUUAGGAAACAGACGAUUAAUUAUUACUGUCAUAUUUAAUAAAUAAUAUAUUUCGUACUUUAUAAAUUUAAAGUCCGAUUUUUCAUUAACUUCCAUUUUUUUAUGAUGGAUGUAAUAACGUAAAAUGUAUUAAACACAUCCAAAUAAUGGUGUUAUAUUGUAUGUAUUAAAGAAAUGUAAAUAAUUGAAUUAUAAAUAAUAUACAUAUAAAUAAAAUGCAUUUAUCUUACAGAUUCGAUGUGAGAAAAAGAAAGUUUUUUUGAAAUGUUAGUAUUGAUUUCUUUUAGACAUAAAAAUAGGUAAUAAAUCUACAGCUUACUGUAUCAGUUCAUUCAUACAUGGCAUUAAAGGAGGUAUGAUAAUGUAAUAUCGUGUGUAUAUAUAUAUAUAUAUAUACACACACACGCUAAAAUUUUAUUAUUCUUAUUUCAACAGAGAAUAUUAUAUAUUUCUAUGAUAUUUAAGUAUGUAAGUUGGCAGUAGGGCAAAUAAAAUUAUACGUUACACAACAAA